Messenger RNA from Pan troglodytes (chimpanzee), 3601 nucleotides. Its product is annotated as pachytene checkpoint protein 2 homolog. The transcript has 14 exons. Gene Ontology annotation, molecular function: ATP hydrolysis activity; ATP binding. Gene Ontology annotation, biological process: meiotic recombination checkpoint signaling; reciprocal meiotic recombination. Gene Ontology annotation, cellular component: nucleus; chromosome. NCBI's taxonomy places the organism in Eukaryota, Metazoa, Chordata, Mammalia, Primates, Hominidae. The coding region runs from base 1 to 1470 and encodes 489 amino acids. The record is from RefSeq and is a predicted model, not a curated record.
AUGGCCCUGCCGGGCCCGAGCGCUUCCGGGUCAGGAGGUGGUGCGCCUCGCGCGGCAGAUUCGAAGCUAGGGCGGGGUCCGCGGGCUGAGGCAGCGGCUGUGGCGGCGACGCUGGGCGUGAGGUGGCGGCGGCCGCGCCCUGGUUGGGUCCCCACUGCUCUCGGGGGCGCCACGGACGAGGCCGUGGGCGACCUGAAGCAGGCGCUUCCCUGUGUGGCCGAGUCGCCAACGGUCCACGUGGAGGUGCAUCAGCGCGGCAGCAGCACUGCAAAGAAAGAAGACAUAAACCUGAGUGUUAGAAAGCUACUCAACAGACAUAAUAUUGUGUUUGGUGAUUACACAUGGACUGAGUUUGAUGAACCUUUUUUGACCAGAAAUGUGCAGUCUGUGUCUAUUAUUGACACAGAAUUAAAGGUUAAAGACUCACAGCCCAUCGAUUUGAGUGCAUGCACUGUUGCACUUCACAUUUUCCAGCUCAAUGAAGAUGGCCCCAGCAGUGAAAAUCUGGAGGAAGAGACAGAAAACCUAAUUGCAUCAAAUCACUGGGUUCUACCUGCAGCUGAAUUCCAUGGGCUUUGGGACAGCUUGGUAUACGAUGUGGAAGUCAAAUCCCAUCUCCUUGAUUAUAUGAUGGCAACUUUACUGUUUUCAGACAAGAACGUCAACAGCAACCUCAUCACCUGGAACCGGGUGGUGCUGCUCCACGGUCCUCCUGGCACUGGAAAAACAUCCCUGUGUAAAGCGUUAGCCCAGAAAUUGACAAUUAGACUUUCAAGCAGGUACCGAUAUGGCCAAUUAAUUGAAAUAAACAGCCACAGCCUCUUUUCUACGUGGUUUUCGGAAAGUGGCAAGCUGGUAACCAAGAUGUUUCAGAAGAUUCAGGAUUUGAUUGAUGAUAAAGACGCUCUGGUGUUCAUGCUGAUUGAUGAGGUGGAGAGUCUCACAGCCACCCGAAAUGCCUGCAGGGCGGGCACCGAGCCAUCAGAUGCCAUCCGCGUGGUCAAUGCUGUCUUGACCCAAACUGAUCAGAUUAAAAGGCAUUCCAAUGUUGUGAUUCUGACCACUUCUAACAUCACCGAGAAGAUCGACGUGGCCUUCGUGGACAGGGCUGACGUCAAGCAGUACAUUGGGCCGCCCUCUGCAGCAGCCAUCUUCAAAAUCUACCUCUCUUGUUUGGAAGAACUGAUGAAGUGUCAGAUCAUACACCGUCGCCAGCAGCUGCUGACCCUCCGAGAGCUAGAGUUGAUUGGCUUCAUUGAAAACAACGUGUCAAAAUUGAGCCUUCUUUUGAAUGACAUUUCAAGGAAGAGCGAGGGCCUCAGCGGCCGGGUCCUGAGAAAACUCCCCUUUCUGGCUCAUGCGCCGUAUGUCCAGGCCCCCACCGUCACCAUAGAGGGGUUCCUCCAGGCCCUAUCUCUGGCAGUGGACAAGCAGUUUGAAGAGAGAAAGAAGCUUGCGGCUUACAUCUGAUCCUGGGCUUCCCCAUCUGGUGCUUUUCCCAUGGAGAACACACAACCAGGGAAGAAGAGUGGUGCCAUCUCAUUGUAGCCGGGUGUGUGUAAAAAUCCAGGUUUCUCAUCUGACUGACCUCUGUUGACACCCUGAGUGGAGGAGCUGCUAAGGUAGGAGAGGGAGUUCCAGCAGCCCACUCCUCCUCCACUGCUACCUCCCUGGCUGGGUGGGUAGGAGUGCUUCAUUACUGCUUUCCACAUGGCCUCCAGUGACACCACAGGACAAGGGCAGCCUUAUUACUGCUGGGUGGAUGAAAGUCCUGACUCUCCACCAGGACUCUUCUGAUACCAGCCUAGCAGACAGAGGGAGAGGUGCCUCAUGACCAUCUAAUGAAGUCUAGGCUCCAAAUGUAGUUUCUAUUGACAGGGAGGUAAACAUAUUAUCACCUGGCAGGGAUGAUGAUGACAGCCCCAGCUUCCUCCUCUAACAUCUGUCAUUGAAAUUGUUUUUCCCCUCUAGGUAAGAUGUCAUCUUUCUCUGUUGCUUUUGAGGUAUUUUCUCUGUCUUUAGUUUCCAGCAUUUUAGUCAUUGUGUGUCUCAUGAUAAAUAAAAUGCUGGAACCUAAAGAACCCCCGGGGCAAGGUGGGGGUUUAGCAUAUGUCAUUAUACCUGCGCAAGUGUGAAACCCGAAGCCCCUCACUGGGAUUUUGCUAGCUUUUAUGUUGAUGCAGCCACAGCUUUUCUUCCAUGGUGCUUGACCUGAGGAAACUGAUGAUCGUAUAUGUGUCUUGUCUUGCUAGACUGCCCCUUUGCUGAUCCUUUGCCUAGAGAGCAAGAUUGUAUUGGGGUUUGCUGGAUCUGUAGCCAUUGGUAUUUCUGGGUUGCCAUCUCCUUUGGCUCUACAUCUAGGAUGUAUGCCGGGGCAUGGAGGAAUCCUGGGAACUCAUCUCCUGGCUUUCUGUGGGUCUUGAGGAAGCCAGAUGGCCUCCUAUCUUCUCUUUGCCCUUCAGUCUUCCUAUGUUUGUUGUAUGUACAAUGCCCAAGGUUUUUAGAUGUAAUGAGCAGGAAGAAUAGGGCAAAGUUCAUCUAUUCCACCUUCCCAGUGUAUGCCUGUGAUUUCCUUGUCUUGCCUUAUUGAUUUGGGUAGGAUUGUCAUGUGAAAUAUCAGUGGUGAGCGUGGUCUUCCUUGCUUAGUUCCCAGUCCUAGAGGGAAAGCAUGUGGUCUUUCACCAUGAGGUAAGAUGUUAACUGUGAAUUUUUUUGUAAGUUGUCUUUAUCGAGCUGACAAAGUCCUGUAUUCCUAUGUUUCUGAUAGUUGUAAAACAUUCUCUUUCUUCCCUUCUUUCUAUUUUUUCUUAUUUCUGUUUUUGUUUGUUUUGUUUUUUUGAGAUGGAGCCUCGCUUUGUCACCCAGGUUGGAGUGCAGUGGCGUGAUUUCGGUUCACUGCAAAUUCCACCUCCCAGGUCCAAGCAAUUCUCUGCUUCAGCCUCCUAGUAGCUGGGAUAACAGGCACCUGCCACCAUGCCCAGCUAAUUUUUGUAUUUUUAGUAGAGAUGGGGUUUUGCCAUGUUGACUAGGCUGGUCUCAAACUGUUGACCUCAGGUGAUCCACCCACCUUGGCCUCCCAAAGUUCUGGGAUUACAGGCAUGAGCCAAAGAGCCUGGCCUCCCUUCUUUAUUUCUAUCAUGAAUAGAUGUUGAAUUUGUCAAAUGAUUUUUCUUCAUUGACUGAUAAACAUUUUUGUGGUCUGGUUUUGGAAUUGGGGUAAUCAUAGCUUUACAGAAAUAGUCGAGAGGUGUUCCUUCAUCUUCUAUUUUCUGGAACAGAUUGUACAGAAUUGAUGUUAAUUCGGCUGGGCGCGGUGGCUCACGCCUGUAAUCCCAGCACUUUGGGAGGCCAAGGCGGGCGGAUCACGAAGUCAGGGGAUCGAGACCAUCCUAACACGGUGAAAACCCGUCUCUACCAAAAAUACAAAAAAUCAGCCGGGCGUGGUGGUGGGCACCUGUAGUCCCAGUUACUCGGGAGGCUGAGGCAGGGGAAUGGCGUGAACCUGGAGGGCGGAGCUUGCAGUGAGCCAAGGUUGCACCACUGCACUCCAGCCUGGGAGACAGAGCAAGACUCCGCCUCAAAAAAAAAAAAAAAAAAAAAA